GUGCUGGACACAGAUGAGGCUCCGCAUGAUAGUUACAUGACAUCGCCAUGGAGCGGAGGGAUGCGGCCUCCAUCUCUGCGGAGGCACUUCUCCUGAGCAUGAACAUGGCGUACUCCAUCACCGAGGCAUUACAUGGCAGCGUGAUUCUGCCACCGUUGGUGCCUACGAAGCUGAACUCUUCUUGGGACAUCCUCAAAAGCUCACUGAAGACCGUCGUGUCAAGGAGCACCAGUGGCACCUCGAACCUCAUGCCAUCAGCAGUGUACAUGGCACAGUGGCCCUUGCUAGCCACCAACGUGUACGACGUGCCGCAUGACCCUUCGGUUUCUUCUUUCGACGUUGAUGACAACCAGGUGAGCCUCUUCCUCCUGGUGGCCGCCACCCUCUGCAACUUCUUGGCUAGCUGAGCGAGUGCCUUGGCACUCAUCAUGUUGGUUUCUUUUGUUCUUGGAAAUGUGAGAAACUCUUCUGCUAGUUGGAGAUUGGAAUGCCUUUGUAUGUUGAUGAAGUGAUGUUUUUUGGAGGGCACUUAGCCAUGGAUUUAUAGCUCAAGGGUACAGCAGGCGCCCACACGGUGGAGUGUGAUGGUUGGGCAGGAGACAAUCCCCAUGGGCACAUCACAUGUGGUGCUGCGGUUUUGGAGGUGCCAGGAUGUGAUCUGGAUUGGGUUUUGAUGAGCCAAGUGUUUCGCACUCACCAGAGCUGGGGCUGGGAGCCACCACAGCCGUGGUGAUUUGUUUGCUGAGGAAAUGGCAUGACGACCCCAUGGGGCUCUGUAGCCACAAGCACAUUUCAGACAUGGAUGGUGCUUGAAAAUCUCAUCAAAAUCAUUCAUCAUAAUGUUUGCAGCUAGUUGCAACAACAUUGCAUGCAGAACACUUAUGGCCUUGUCUCCUGCCCACCGCUCUUGCUGAUAGCUACACACAACCUGCACGCAUAUGCACUGCCCUGUGCCCACUCUUCCUUCUACUUCUACUAUAAAUCCAUGGUGUGUCCAACACAAACCUCUUCAUCUCAUCUGCAAGCAACAUCACAGUCUACAACACAGCUUCAGGCUUUCAGAGCCAAAGUGAAAUUUAGCCAGCCAGGAACACAUCAGACUCAACCAUGAUCCAUGCAAAGAAGCUUGCCCAGCUGGCCAAGAAGUGCCAGCGGAUGUUGGUGCCUGGAGCCGGUGUCCGCCGCCGGCAGGCCCUGGAUCCCGAGGACGAAUGCUGCAGCACAACAUCAUCUGUUGUUGCCGACGAGGGCCACUGUGUGGUGUACAGCGCUGAUGGAGCACGGUUCAAGCUCCCUCUGGCUUACCUUGGAACAACAGUCUUUGCUGAGCUUCUGAGGAUGUCUGAGGAGGAGUUUGGCUUCACGAGUGGCGGCAAUGGAGGCAGGAUCACACUGCCCUUUGAUGCCAUAAUGAUGGAUUACGUCUUGUGCCUUGUCAGGAGAGACGCCUCUGAGGAGGUCGAGAAGGCGUUCUUGAGCUCCAUUGCUGGGCACUGCUGCAGCUACAACUCUAGCUGCAUGGUGCCAUCAAUGGAAAUCAGCCAUGAAUUAGCCCUUUGUACUUAGCUUUAGCUUCUCUUUUUUUUUUUUGGUUAGGACAAGAGGAGCUCUGUAUAGUUUCAUGUAAGAUCCGAUUAUCACAGGAAGUGAUAUAAAAGAGACACUUUUUCGGGGGAAAAUGAUUGUUUUGACGCAUCCUUUAACAUAGUUCAUAUAGAGUACUGAAGAAAGUACAAAAAACCAUGGGUUUAUAGUUCGCGGUCAUGAUUUCCGGGAGCAGGAAGUAGCGACUAAAAGGGGAGGAUGGAGAUGACUGGAAAUUGUCUGAACUCGGUAACAGCACGAUGAAGGAGAUGGCGAUGGGGAAUAAAUAAACUGGUGUUCCUACCUCUGACAGUCAGACUGAGAUUGCCUAUCUCAGAUGGAGGUGGGUUGAGCAGUUUGUAGGUUCUGGUUAGAGGUAGUAAUGACGUUUUGCUGCCUAGGAAUGGACGCUUCCACUGUCGUUGCCGGAAGUGGCCAAUUCUGGAUCUCCAUUCGUCACAUCGUCUCACCACACUCUGGUGAGAAUUCCAUAUCAAAAUAAGCACUCUAAUCAGUAGCAAUAUGUAGGAAAGCAAGUGAAUUUCUGAUACAUGUCUCUGGUACUUGCUUUUGAUCUUCUGUUCUGUAGACAUUACACAGAAAUUAAAUGAGCCUUGUAGUUGAACAUACGUUAAUAUGACUUCAUUUUUACUAUUUUCUUCGAGAAUGGGAUCUAUUCACUAUUUUUAUAUGCAAAUUCAUUAUCUUCUUUUGUGAAGAAACUGCAAGAGAAAAAAUUGAUAAAAUUGUGAUGGCAGGUUCUGGAUUGAUUAAAGCCUCGCACCACUGAAAAGGCGUAGAUUGCAUUAACAAUUUAACAUUAAGAGAAUAACAAUUUCCGUUAUUUUUCUAUCUAUGUAAAAAAAAUUGCUGUACUAACAAGUAGUACUAAACAAAACAAAAACAUUAGGAGCUGAAAACAGUCACUUGUUGGUUAACACACAUAGAUGGUGCCAUGCAACUUGUAUAGUUGGCAUGGCAUCACUAUGGAGCUGAAGAAUGCCUUUUCAACCUCCACUGAAGGAUUUCUUCCAAGGAAGCACAUCGUGUAUUCCAUCACCAUGGCGUCACAUGGCAACAUUAUCCUGCCAUCGUCACUGCCAAAAGUAACUUGAGUUGCAGUUCUUUGUUCGUGUUGAAGGAUGGUGUUUAGAGGGCACUGAACCAAGAUUUAUGGCUGAAGAGAAGCAGGAGGCCUGUCAAGUGUCGUUGAUGAUUGGAUAAGGGGACACGGCCAUGAGUCUGGUGCGUGCAAUGUCGCAAGCAGAUCAAGGCAAUGUUAUUGACACUACAUGUUGCUUUGGGCCUAACUGUUUGGUGUGUGCCGUCACCAUGCACCACCAGUGAUGUGUUUAGUGGAUAAGUAGCACGAGGACCCCAUGCAAACUAGGUU
Molecule: messenger RNA, 2977 nt
Organism: Lolium rigidum
Lineage: Eukaryota; Viridiplantae; Streptophyta; Magnoliopsida; Poales; Poaceae
Product: auxin-responsive protein SAUR36-like
Exons: 1
Coding region: 1108-1566 (152 amino acids)
Biological process (GO): response to auxin
Source: RefSeq, a predicted model, not a curated record